Molecule: messenger RNA, 5655 nt
Organism: Candoia aspera
Lineage: Eukaryota; Metazoa; Chordata; Lepidosauria; Squamata; Candoiidae
Gene: NWD2
Product: NACHT and WD repeat domain containing 2
Exons: 7
Coding region: 1-5229 (1742 amino acids)
Molecular function (GO): protein binding
Source: RefSeq, a predicted model, not a curated record
AUGUGGCCGGCUGGAGCUGCCGGCAAGCUGCCGGGUCCGCGGGACUCGGCGCUGCGGCGGGCGGCGUUCUCCGGCAAUCUUUCGGCUCUGCCUUUGCACUUGGCGCCCAGCGGCAGGAGCGUGCGGGUGUUCAUUAGCUCCAACCCCGAAGAUACAGUUGCGGAAAGAAAUGCUUUACGAGAACAUGUGUAUCCCAAGCUACGUGAGUUCUGCAGGGAAAACUAUGGGAUGGAAUUUCAGGUCAUUGACCUAUACUGGGGAGUAGAACCAGAAGAAUGGGACAGCCCAGAACUCCAAAAGACUCGUAUGAGGCUCUUAGAAGAUUGCCUGAAAACAUCAGCAGGUCCAUGUUUUGUUGGCCUUUUGGGAGAAAAAUAUGGAGGUAUCCGAAUACCAGGGGAAGUGGAAUCCUCAGAAUUCGAAAUGAUUCUGGAUGCAGCUAUUGAGGCAAAGCUAGAAACAAGGAUUUUGGAAGAAUGGUACUGCCGAGAUGAGAAUGCAGUGCCCCCAACUUAUUACCUCAAACCAAAAUCUGAAAUGCUGAAGAGCAAUCCCAAUAUGAUGGAAGCCUCUUCAAACCCUGUCAGUGAGAGCAAAUGGCAGGAGAUAUCAGAAGAAAUUAAGGUGAUGUUUAAGACAGCUGUGAAGAUACUGUAUGAAAAGGGGAAAAUGAAACAGAGUCAAGCAAAGAGAUAUCUUUCCUCUGCUAUCGAAGAUGAAUUUGAUUUUGCCUUAGGAAAACAAACACCAGCUUUCUUAAAGAAGUGUGUUUGCUAUAUUCGGAAGAUUGCUAACCUUGAACGUUUUGUUAAAGUUCCUGAGAUGGAGAAAUAUAUGGAUGUACUUCAUGUAGGUGGAAAAUUUCUGAGGGAUCCAGAAGCACUUGAGAAACUUAUCAAACUCAGGGAUGAAUUUGUUCCUACCAUUGUUGCUUCAUCCAAUUUGAGAGUCUACACGUCCGUUACCCAUUGUGACAUCAAAUAUGGUUACACCCAAGAAGUGGAGAGCCACUACAUUGAAGGGCUUGGGAAACAGUUCUAUGAAGACAUGGUUGAUAUCAUCCAAGCAACAGUGCAACAGAAUUUUGACAUAGAGACAGACUGGAUCUAUGAUGAAGUUCUACAACAUUCCUCUCUAUGUAGAACCUACUCUUCGUUCUAUGAAUAUAGAUGUGAUGCUAGAAAUCUUAUGCGCAAAUACCUUCUACCUAAGAAAAUGGGCCACCUUAACCCUCUUAUCAUAUAUGGAGGACCAUGCACUGGAAAAACAUUUUUAUUAGCAGAAGUGGCAAAGAAGGCUUAUGCUUGGCUGAAGGAAGAAAUGGGACCAGAGUCAGACCCUGUGGUAGUUAUAAGGUUUAUAGGAUCCACAGAGAUGAGCGUGGACAUUAGAAAUUUGCUUCAAAGUAUUUGCGAACAGUUAGCCGCUACCUAUCGAUACCUUGUGCAAAGCUACCCGAAAAAGAUCCAGGAUCUCAGAGACCUGUUCAUUAACCUUUUGAAUGAGUCUUCAUUUCAUCGACCUCUGGUUUUAAUUUUUGAUGCUCUAGAGCAGCUUGCUGACAACGAUGAUGCCAGGAAACUAUGGUGGCUCCCUGUUCACCUGCCCCGUUCAGUGCGAAUUAUCUUGUCCACACUGCCAAACAAACAUGGAAUACUGCAAAAAUUGAAGAGCCUUAUUCAUGAUGAAGAUAAUUACAUUGAAGUGAUGGCUCGGGACAGAAAGAUGUGCAGUCAAGUCCUCAAACAUCAGUUGCUCCAAGUUAAGCGAAAGGUGACUUCAGGCCAGCAAAUCUACGUCAAUGAAGCUUUUUCCAAAUGCACGCUGCCUAUGUUUGUAAACUUAACCUUCCGAGAGGUUCGGAAUUGGAGAUCUCACAAGGAUGUUGAUGGGUCUUCUCUCUGUGUCACUGUUCAUGAUAGUAUAGAACAGAUGUUCUGGUCUCUACAGAACAGCUGUGGGCCAAAACUUUUAUCCCGAGCCCUUGGCUAUAUCACAAUGUCCAAAUCUGGUCUGGGUGAAAUGGAAUUGGAAGACAUUUUAGCUCUUGACGAUACCGUUAUGAUUGAACUAAGUCAAGGCAUCAGAAGCCUUAAUCCAUUGAGAGUUCCUUACAUCUAUAUUGCAAAACUGAAAGAAGGAUUAACUGGAUACCUGAUAGAAAGACAAGUUAAAAAUGUCACUCUUCUAGUAUGGGCUAAUCGGCACCUACAGCUUAUCGCCCAAAAGAUGUACCUUCACAAUGAAGAAGACGUUCAUGAAAUGCAUACUGUAAUGGCAGAGUAUUUUCUAGGUGUUUGGUCGGGGGGUAGAAGGAAAUCUCUUUACCGUGAAGACCAGUAUCUGAAUGGCUGCCUGGACAGUGACAGCAGGAGUAUGAACAAUGAGGAGAAGCACAUGAUGGACCAGGUGAAUUUUGAUAGGCAAUCGCCUGAUCAGCCUUGGGUAUUCCAAUGCAACCCUUUGGAGCCUGACAUUUUUUUCAUUAACCACAGGAAAAUGACAGAGCUUUUGCACCACUUGACAAAAUGUGGGAAAACUGAUGACAUUUUAUAUGGUGUCAUUAUGAACUUCAGCUGGCUUUACACCAUGAUCAAAAUUGGGCAAUUUGACAAAGCUCUGUCUGAUGUCGAGUUGGCCUAUAACUACUCACAAGAAAAAGAGCUGAAGUUUCUUGCAUCCACACUUCGUGGCAUAAAAUACAAAGUGAUAAAAUAUCCAGGGACCCUCUCUGCUGAAUUACAACAGAGGCUUCUUCCAGUGGUCAGUUCCUUGCCCAAACUUAGACAGCUUCUUCUGGAAUGUGACAAAGAUGGCCCUAAAUAUUGUUCCAUUGUUCCACUGCAUUCUUCCAUGGAUCUAAGCUACAGCCCUGAAAGGCUGCCUUUAUCCUCCAGUUGCUCUCAAGUGACUGAAAUCCUGCCUACCUUUAAUCCAAGUGUAGUCAUUGUUGCUCUAGAAAAUGGUUCUAUCAGUACCUGGGAUGUAGAGACUCGCCAGCUAUUAAGGCAAAUUACAACCGCUCAAUCAGUAAUUUUGGGCAUGAAGCUGACGAGUGAUGAAAAAUACCUUGUAGUGGCCACCACCAAGAACACACUCCUGAUUUAUGACAAUCUCAAUUCUUGUCUUCUCUCUGAGGUGGAAAUUAAAGGAUCAAAGCAUAGUGGAAUUGGAGUUGGUUCGAGUUUUAUAAAUGGAUUUACCCUGUCUGUAAACCAUGUGCUCUCCUGGCUAGAAGCUAGUAAAGACAUUACGGUGAUAGAUCUCCUUUAUGGAUGGCCACUUUAUCAGUUCCACUGUUGGUAUGAAAUAACUUGUGUCCAGUGUUCUGCUGAUGGAAUGUAUGCUUUCUGUGGACAAUAUCUGAAUACUGCAUCAAUAUUCCAUUUAGGCAGUGGGGACAAGCUAACCACAGUGACCUCUGAAUUUUCUGGAGGGUUUGUCAAGUUUCUUCUUGUCUUAGAUGCAGCUCAAGAAAUGGUCAUGGUGGACAGUGAAGGGGGCCUUUCUAUUUGGAACACAGAGGAAAUCGCCCAUCCUCAAUUAACCAAUGACUUUGAUUGCAAGAGGGGGGAUAGCGAAUUUGUCAGUAUUGAACUUGCUGAAGACCAAAGUGCAAUUUUAAUAUGUAAGUCUCUCAGUAUUGAGCUCCUUGACACUAGCAUGUGGAAAAUCGCUGAAAAGUUUAGAGCUAAACAUAAUGAGCGCUUUGUAUCAGCAGUAUUAUCCAAAAACGGGGACUGUAUUGUUGCUUCUAUUGAAAAUACCUCUGCCAUUUUUGUUUGGAGGAGGGAUACUGGGCAGUGCAUGGCGAGCUUACAAGAAAUCUCAGGAAACAUUGUCAGAUUAAUUAAGUCUAAUCAUCAUAACAUGCUGCUCUCCUUAUCUACCAGUGGUGUCCUUUCUAUAUGGGACAUUGAUAUUAUAACUGCAAUGUCCAACAUUGACAAAACUGGCAAGCCAAUCCAAAGACUGGUUUUGCCUGCCAAAGGUGAAGCAAUUUACACACUGGAUGGAUCUGAAGCUAUACAUAAGUGGAACUUUAGCACAGGGUUCAUUGAAGCUGUAUUUAAGCAUGAAAGCCUAGUUGAAAACUGUGUCCUGACUUCCAGUGGGAAAUUGAUGAUUACCUCUGAUGACAAAUGCAGCCAGUAUGUGUGGCAAACAGGUUCAGGUGAAAAUCUCUUCCGCAUCAAUGGGCAAAGGAUAUGCCAGCUGUUGAUAACUCACAAUGACCAGUUUGUGGUCUCCCUCUGUGAGCAAAAUGCAUCAAGGGUUUGGAGACUGGCAACAGGCCACCGCGUCUGCAACAUUCUGGUUGCCUUGCAGAACGCAUUUAUAACCACUGCAAAUACAUUUGUAGUUGGAAUGACAAAAAAUAAAGUAUUAGCCGUGAGCCUGUGGACUGGAAGUAUAACCAAGAAGUUUUGUUGCGAUGAUGGCAUCACCAUUGUUGAUGUUAAACUAAUCCCAGACUGCCCUGAUAUCGUGGUCUUUAUAACAUCUGCAGAAACAGUAAACAUCUGUAGCCUGGCAGAAGAAGUCAUCUGUAGACAUGUACAGCUGCCUAACAGUUUCUUAAAAACUUUAGAGGAUUUUGAAAUAUCCCCCAAUGGAAAACUGGGGAUUCUGUCCCGUGGGGAUGAGAACAUCAACGUCCUGGACCUUCACAGUGGCAAACUUCGAGUGGUCCAUGCUUCUGGUAUUAUCUGGAGGCAGAAGCUAUCCCAGGAUGGCCGCUAUCUUGUAUACAUUUGUUUUCGCACGGGGGAAGAUGAUGAUGAUAACAGUGCAAUCUCUAUCUUAAUUGUAAUGAGACUGGCAGAUGGCAAAAACAUUGGUGCUUGUUCCCUUUACAAAACUCCCACUUUCCUUACUCUUUCCCAGAGGCAUCUGAACAUCAUUGUAGGCUUCGAUGACGGAAGCAUCGCCACUUACACUGUGGUGGAUCGAGUGGACGCAGCAUUGAAAAUUAAAAUUGCUACUUCAAAUAGCCGACAGAUUUUCAACAAUGCAACUCAAGUGAUUAGACCAAAGUGUCACAAUUACAGUUUCAAGGUGACCGCAGACUGCAUAUGGAGAGAAUCCACAGAAGUGUUUGCAAGAGACAGUCCCAUCACAGUGGCAGAUGCUGAAGGAAGUGAAGCGACCCCGACAAAAAAACACAACUAUUGCUAUGACAGAGUGUGUUCUGCCAUAGACUGCAGAGUGUUCACUGCUGACAACUGAGUAUAAAUUGAGGAGAAGUGUGUUCACCCUCCUGCAUAACAGAUAUUUCAUUUAUAUUUUGGUAUAAACCAAUUUUUAAAAAGCUGAUUUAAAAUGAACAUAAUUAAUGGGGCAAAGAGAGAAUACUCUAAUAUGAGGCUUGAUCCACAACCUUGACUGAAACUUUCAAGCAAUAUCAUCAUGUGUAUUCUGCCAUUUUAAAAAUGUGGGGGGGGGGGCUUUUAAAUAAGCAAUGAAGCUAUAUUUCAUAUUGGAAUGAGGCAGAUCAAGCAUUUUUAAAUCCAGGUGACCAGAAGCAAUUUUGAAUUGAUACUACUUGCAAAAAAUUGUGUUUUUUUCCCUUCUGAUGGUGCAAACAAGCUGUCACGUGUCACCCUGAAAGAGUUUGAUGCAUUCCAUAAGCAUUUGAGAUAGCAGCUAUUAGUA